AUUUAAGCAAACAAAACAAAACAAAACAAAAAGUGUUUUUCUGCUCAACGAAAGUGCACCAAGAUGAUUCCGCUAGAGAUCUUUCGCAGCAUUGUCAUCGUUCUACUGCUGAUCAGCAUCGCUGUGGUAUUUGUGCUGCGCAUGAACACCGACGAGGAGGCAUAAGAACAGCACCACGACCAGCACCACUACUAAUCACAGCCCAAAUCAAAUCGAAUCGAAUCGUAUCCAAAGCUCACCUGCAUAUUCUCGUGCUUCUCCUUGCGAUUGGCGAUUGCCUUCAGCUCCUCGCUGCAGAUCAGAGAGCUCACAUAGUUGGUGGUGAGAUUGUCCACAAAGUUCUUCUGCCUGGACUGGCAGGUGUUCCACCAUUUUCGCACGACAGCCGGUAGCUUGCGCAGCACUUCGGUAUACAGGUGGCACACAUAGCGCUCCAGUGGCAGUUGGCGAUCUGUUGGCAGAGAGAAACGAGCAGAAGGUCAACACAUGCCAUGAACUAAAUUUGGAAAAGGAAAAGCACACAAAAGUCACUCAUUCCACUCAUUAUUUCGUCUCGUUUUGUUUCGUUUCACUCGUUUGUAUUUUUUUUGUUUUUUUUUAUUGAAUUAUUUUUGUUGUUCGAUUUCGGAGUUUUUGUUUGCAUUUUGUUCGGUAGAAUGUCCAAAAAGAAUGCCUUCGAUAAUGCGCAGCCACCGCGCGGCAUAAAGCUGGAGAACGAGAAGCAGACCGUCGCGGAGGCUUUAAAUUUCAUGAAGCUGGCCUGCAUGCAUCAGCCAGAGGCAGCCAAGCCCAAGGAAGAGGACGGUCCCACAGUGGCCGACGAGCUGAAUGCUCGCCUGGCCAUGGUCCAUGUGCGCGAGAAUCGCGCGAAGCGCAUUAAGCGUCUGGUCAAGUUUCCCGCAACCGAGCAGCAAGCAUUGUACAAGUUCAUCUGCGUCUGUCCCCGUUACCAUCCCUGCUACGGACCCUGCCAGCACACGGGCCAGAUCAUCAUCGAUCGCGAUGUGUUGUCGCGCGAGGAGCACAUCUGUUUCUUGGCCACACCCAAGAAGGAUCUGACCUCACCGCAGCUAUUCAAGCAGCCGAUUUUCUACAGCAAAAAGUACUUUAUGCCUACGUGCACGGCCCGCAUUGAGCGCCUUGCCGAUCCCCUUCCGGUCCGUGUCAAGGACACGUUCAAGACCUACAAGAACAUUCUCGAGCCCCGGCAAUUGACCGCCUUGCAGAACCAGAUGAAGCCCAAGCCGCCCGUUGAAGUGAUGACCAUGGACAGGGCCAUCGAGUACUUGGAGGAGGAGAUGCGACAACGGCGAACGGCCAAGCAACUGCACCGACGACGCUGCAAGAGCCUGAAGAAGCGAAUCCUCAAACGGCAACGCAACCAGAUGGAGAAGAUCGUGUGCGUGUUGUUCGAGGAGAUGAAGGAUUUCCUGCUCAACGAUCAGUUUAUCGUUGAUGAAAAUUCCCCCCUCUGUGCUGUGAUACUGGACAAGAUCAGAGAGUUUACGGACCAAGAGUUCUACACGACCAGUAAUCUACGCGAAUAUCAGAAGAUAUUGGCCAACAAUCUAACCGUUUGGAUCAACAAGUUCAUCUCCAACUUGAACAUUUACUUGGCCCCACAACAGAUACCCGUACAACGCCAGAUGAUGGCCGACGAAGAUCCGGAACAGUUUGUGCCCUUGUCGGACUACAUUUCGCUAUCCGAACACAUGGAUGAGAUGACACACGACACCGGCGCUAUUGGCUACGACUUUGAGGACUAUGACAACGAGGAAUAUGUGCCUGGCGUCCUAACAGCAGCCGACGAGGCCUCCGAUGAUACACUGAGAAACGACAAUUAAACAUUGCGGCGAUGCUCACCCUUAAGCUGAGACCAAGUGAGCUCCUUGUAGACGCCGUUGCUGUGAACCUUGGCCCCGUGAUUCUUUAGUAUGUCCACUGGCAUCGCACGGAACAGGAAGUGCAGAAAAUUCUAUAGUGUACAGAUCCAAAAUUUAAGUGUAACUCUCCAAAUCAAAAGUAAAUGUGAUUUUUAUACGAA
Drosophila obscura is the source of this 2044-nucleotide messenger RNA. RefSeq lists its product as uncharacterized. The transcript is spliced from 2 exons. The record is from RefSeq and is a predicted model, not a curated record. Bases 657 to 1844 code for a protein of 395 amino acids. Lineage: Eukaryota; Metazoa; Arthropoda; Insecta; Diptera; Drosophilidae.